Trichoderma aggressivum f. europaeum is the source of this 4044-nucleotide messenger RNA. RefSeq lists its product as uncharacterized. The record is from RefSeq and is a predicted model, not a curated record. Bases 1 to 4044 code for a protein of 1347 amino acids. Lineage: Eukaryota; Fungi; Ascomycota; Sordariomycetes; Hypocreales; Hypocreaceae. Gene Ontology annotation, molecular function: protein binding. The transcript is spliced from 3 exons.
AUGGCCAGCAAUGGUGGCGGACGCUCAGUUUUACACAACACUUUUGGAGAUUAUGCGCAAAUCAUCCAAGGCGACUACAACGUCUCAGUCCUUCCUCCUAAGAAACUCUUGGAGCUUGACUAUCUACACGAAGCCACGUUCAACGCUACCAACAAGCAGCAUGCACCGAGCUGUCUCGAAAAUACCCGAGUACAAGUCCUGAGCCAGAUAAGGUCAUGGAUAGACGACGAUGAGGAGAAGCGCGUCUAUUGGCUGAGGGGCAUGGCUGGUACCGGCAAGACGACCAUAACUCUGACGACUGCCCGCGAAUACUAUAGACAAGGUCGGCUUGGGGCAAGUUUCUUCUUCUCCAGAAGCAGCGGCGAUCUUUCUUCUACGAGAAGGUUCGUGGUGACGAUUGCAAACGAACUUGCAGAGUCAUUGCCCGCCUACCGAGAACAUCUCCAGGAUGCCUUGGAGUCUUCUCCAACCAUCACCAGCCGCAGCUUAUACGACCAAUGGAAAAAGCUCAUCCUUGAUCCUCUACGAUCGACGUCAUUAGAAGAUGAUUUACAGCCCAUACUCAUAGCCAUCGACGCUUUGGACGAAUGUGGCAGCGACUAUGACUUAGGCGUGUUGAUUCAGUGCCUUGCAGAUUUGGCAGCAAUUGACGAGAUACCUUUCCGUGUAUUCAUCACGAGUCGACCGGAGAAGACUAUUCAUCUAGGCUUUGACAAGAUCACAUCCAACUUACGCCAAGACUUUACUCUGCAUGACAUUGAGGAAUCAAUUGUGGCAGCGGAUUUGCGGCUCUAUUACAGGCAUGAGUUAACUGGCAUGGACAUUGAUGAAUCUCUCAUCACCGAAGAAACUAUUGACAUUCUAGCCAAGAAGUCGGAUGGCUUGUUCAUUCAUGCCGCCACCGUGUGUCGCUUUAUUCGACAAGGCGAGAUUUACGCGGCGACCAGACUCGAGAGCUUUCUCGCUUCACACGAUUCACAACUUGAGCCGGAGAGAGAGCUGGAUUCGAUUUACGCGACCAUCCUGGAAAAUGCGUUUGCAAAGUUUGCCACCUUACGACCAGGCGAGAUGGAAACUCUGCAGCUGUCCUACCAGAAAGUUGUUGGAUCUGUCGUCAUGCUUUAUGACAGAUUAUCUCCAAUCGACUUGGCCACCAUGGUUGGCGAGCCAGUGGAAAACAUCACGCGGCUACUCAAACAUCUGAGUUCAGUUCUAGAUGUUCCUCAACAAGCGUCUGGCAAGAUUUACGUGCUUCACUCGUCGUUUAGAGACUUUCUCUCGGAUCCAGCAAGAAGUUCAAGCUUGUAUUUCUCUGUCGACCAGAGAAAGAUACAUGCCAAUCUCCUGACAUGUUGCCUCGACAUUAUGGCUACUGAGCUGCGGAAGAAUAUUUACAGUAUUCGAGAACCUGGAAAGCGAAUCAAAGAUAUUUCGAAAUCGGGUGUGGAUAGUCACGUCUCUCAAGUCCUUCAAUACGCGUGUAAAUAUUGGAUACAUCAUCUCGAAGAGAGUGACGUAAACCCGAGAGAGCAUUCUGGGACCUUGGAAUUCUUCCAGACCCGAUUUCUCUUUUGGAUUGAAGUUCUCACGCUUAUUGGGCGACUGUCUGACGGCAUUGACAUGAUUCGACUCCUCGAGUCGUUAUUGUCUCUUAAAGAUACACGAAGAGGUAUCCAGGAUCUACUGGCAGGCAUCGGACGAAAUGUCGGUAGUAGUGGCACAAAAGUCACACAUCAGACACUAACAGCCGUGGUCCAAGAUGCAACUCGGUUUCUAUACGCACACAGUUCCACCAUUGAGGCUGCGCCAAUGCAGUUAUACAUAUCUGCACUCAUAUUUAGCCCAAGAACAAGCCUCAUCCGGCGCAUCUAUCAGCAUCACAUUCCAAGUUGGGUCCUGUCCGUUCCAUCUUUAUCUCAGUCGUGGAAUCCACAAUUACGACAACUACAUUAUAACGACUCAGCCGAGGUUGUAGCAUAUUCGCCCGAUGGCCAACUCAUGGCAUCUGGGCACUUGAGCGGCAAAAUAUGCUUGUGGGAUGCGAUAACGGGCGCUAAGCGUCGUACUUUGAGAGGCCACUCUGAAGAGGUCGUCAGCCUUUCAUUCUCACCAGAUAGCAAUGUUCUCAUGUCUGCGUCCAAUGACAUGACCAUUCGAUUCUGGAAUGCCAUUACGGGCACAAAGAUUGACAAAUUUCGAAAGAGACAUCGAGUCAGGUGUGUCGCAUUUAUGCCCGAUGGUAAAAAGAUCAUCUUCGUCCAAUCUCCAGGCUCCGUCUACUUGUGGGAUGUAAUAGAGAACGAAAAAGUGUGGGUUGCGCGCCGUACUGGUGACGAUGGCUCCAAAGGCUACGGCGAUGUGACAAUAUCCCCUGACGGCAAAUGCAUUGCAUGUGGCGACCGUGAUAAUCGGAACAACGUUUGGCUUCUAGACGCUGAGAAUGGAAAACCUCUGCAUAACGCCAAGUGUUUCGACAAAGGUGUUACGUCUGUCACCUUUUCGCCAGACAGUAAGCUGUUGGCAGUGGGAUUAUUCAUGAAUGUUGAGAUAUGGAAUGUCGCUACAGGAGCAACACGCCGAAUCUCGACAAAGGUCAUCGUCAACGAGGUCCUUUUCUCGCCAGAUGGAAAGACAAUUGCGAUAGCCGUUUCUGGAGCAACCCAAAUUCUCAAUGUGGCUUCAGGCAAGAAAUGGUGCGACCUACAAGAUCCCGAUCUGAGGAGUCACGGCAUGCCACAGAGAUUUGCAUUUUCGCCUGAUGGAAGCGCCAUUGCUUCAGUUUCGGGGGGCAACGGAGUGAUUGUAUGGGAUACGAGAUUCCGGUCAAAUCAUAUUGAUUCCGAAUUUUCCUUUGAAUAUCCCAGCAUUGUCGCAGCGGCGCGGGACGAUAAGCAGCUUGCCUCUGCGUCUUAUAGUGACGCUAUUCGACUAUGGGAUGGACAGACUGGCGCAAAGAGGGAGCUCUGCAUACAUAGGCUGCGGCCCUUGGUCGAUAUGCUUUCGAAUACUCGUUGGCUAAAGAGACUCGUGUGGCGUUUCAAGAAGCCAGCUUUCCCAGACAUUAAUUAUUCGGGCCGAAAGAAGAUUAAUAUUUCGUCUAUUACGUUCUCAAUGGAUGGCAAGUUCUUUGCUUGUGUCUGGAAGACAAAGAAGCUUCAGGUUUGGGACGCUCAAAAUGGCAAAAUGCUCUUUGCUCGAAAGUUGGACUCGAAUACGUCAGAUAAUGUUGUCUUCUCGCCGGACAGUAAGCUAAUUACGACUUUGAGCGACAAGAUUUACAUGUGGAACACCAAAACCGGAUCCAAGGCUUAUUGUUCCGAGGCGCUAUUGGGAAAAGUUGAGUCUGUUGCAUUCUCUCCCAAUGGCAAAUAUCUCGUCUCAUCGCUUCCAUCAGAAGACGAGGAUGCCGAUUUUGAUGAUAUGGAGCCGUCCGUUCAUGAUAAUGGAGACUUUCAUGGAUAUACUCAUCUCAGUGUGACUGUAGAGUAUGACGGUCUGUUACAAUUUUCUUCCAAUAGCAAGCUGCUUGCCUAUCGAUUCAGCGACAGAAUCGUUGUUUUGAACGUGGCAACGGGAGAGUUUGUGCACUCUUUCACUGGUCAUCCACCCAACCUCGUCAAACUAUCCAUUUUCGAUGACAACAAAUACCUUGGUGCAUUGCACUCCAUGGGCAAUGUUUUGAUAUGGGAUCUAGAGACAGGCUCAGUAGUGCGCAAGGGUAGUAUCGACAAAAACGAGUCAAGUCUAUGUUUCUCCCUCAACGACAAGCAUAUUGCUUCGCUGGACAAGGUAUUUGCAUAUAAAACGUCAAUGUCAGCCAACUGUCACUCCGAUGGAAUAUCAUUUACUAGGGCGUGGAUUAAAGACGGCGGUCAAGACAUUGUAUAUUUUCCUCACGAGAGCAAAGACUUUUUUGACUUCAUGGCCGGUAGCGCUUUGGUCUUUAGAUGGCCUCCCACAGGCUUCUUUGGUGAGGCAACACAGCAUUUGGGCUGCAACAUGUUGCGGUUUGCCAUGGUGGACAAGGUAAUGGAUGAAGAUUGA